Messenger RNA from Nematocida parisii ERTm1, 1263 nucleotides. RefSeq lists its product as uncharacterized. The transcript has a single exon. The coding region runs from base 1 to 1263 and encodes 420 amino acids. The record is from RefSeq and is a predicted model, not a curated record. Lineage: Eukaryota; Fungi; Microsporidia.
AUGGGACUGAAUGAGCAGAAACUAAGAGGAGGAAUGAAUAAUAUAUGGUUAAAGAAAUAUGGCCAAAUCACAAAUGAUGAAAUAUAUCUUAAAGAGCAAGUUAUAGAACUACUAAUAGAAAUUAAUAAUGAAGAACCAAUAUUUGUGGGAAUGCCAGAACCACUGCAGAGUAUAGCAAAUAGUGGGUUUUUUACGCAGAUAUCUCUUAUAAUUUAUUCAAAAGAUACCAAAGACGAUGCAAUCACUGGAAUUAUGGCAUCAGUAAAUUAUGUGAACUCAAUUAUAGAUAAUAUUAUAGAAGUAUCAAAUACGCUAUCAGCAAAUUAUAAGAAAGAAGCAUUUUAUAGAUUAUUGGAUAAUCAAUGUUUCUUUCUAAAUACUGCUUUUAUAGCUAAAAAUAGUUUCAUUUUUAAAUCUAUUGAUCAGCUAUGUGAAAUGCACGACAUUCAGCUAUCGGUUAGCGAUUUUUCUUCUAGCGAACUAUUAUAUUUUCUUAUGGCCUCAGAUAAAUAUAGAACGAGCACAGAACUGAAAAGAACAAUAGAAAUACUAAUGAAAUAUGGAGAUCGUCUAAUUAUAAAAGAUCAAAAUGGCAUUACGCAAUCAAAUAUAUUGAAUAUUGGAUUAUGCAGAGAGGAUAUAUUGGAGUUAAAAAUAUUUAGAAGUAUAGCAAUUACUGAUUUAACUGAAUUUAUGAAUUUAAUGUGUAAAGUAAUGCAUGUUAAAAUAAAAGGAAGAGAAAAUUGCGAUCCUAUACCUCUAUUUAAUAUAUAUCAUUCAAUACAGUCUUUGUUCAAAACACCAAUUGAUGAUAUAUUACUUAUACCCAAAGACAAAGAAGAAAUUAAAAGCCACUUUAUUGCUAUACAAAAAAUAGAAAGUAUAUCCAUAAUAUGGUCUGAGGCUGACAGAAAAUUUUUUGAAGAUAACUUUAAUCGUAAGAGUUGCUACUUUGAAUAUUUCAUGGUUCUAAGACAUCUAAAGUUUAUAUACAAUGGCCUAAUAACUAUUAAUAGCUCAGAUAGUUAUAUACGAUUCAUUAUUAGAAGAUAUCAAUCUGCAGCUUUGAAUUUUCUUAUGAAUUUCCAUAGGAAUUUUCAUAGGAAUUCACUUAGUAACAUAGUAACUAUUAGUAGAAAAAUGCGUAAACUCAUUAUUUCGUUUUUUGUUGCUAUUUUUUUCUUUGCUUUAAUGGCUAUUAAUACAGCUAUACUUAAUAUGAUCAAUUUUGACAAACGCAUUCCAAGUAUUUUAUUUUCAUAA